AGCUCCCUGUCCCCGCGGACACCUCCCGCGGGCGCGCUUGAGCCUCCGCGCCCCGCCGGCCGGGGCCCGAGACGAUGAUUCCGCCGGGGGAGUGCCUGUAUGCUGGGAGGAAAAGAAGGAAGCCCAUUCAGAAACAGAGGCCCGCCAUGGGCGCCGAGAAGUCGAACCCUUCCAAGAGACACCGGGAUCGCCUCAACGCCGAGCUGGACCACCUAGCCAGCCUGCUGCCACUGCCACCCGACAUCAUCUCUAAGCUGGACAAGCUUUCGGUCCUGCGCCUCAGCGUCAGUUACCUCCGGGUGAAGAGCUUCUUCCAAGCCCUGCAGCAGCCGGCGGCCGGUGCCCCCUCACCAGGAGACAGGGACCCGCGUGGAGGGUCUGCCGUGCUGGAGGGAAGGCUGCUGCUGGAGUCCCUCCACGGCUUUGCUCUGGUGGUGAGCGCGGAAGGGAUGAUAUUCUACGCGUCAGCAACGAUUGUGGACUAUCUGGGCUUCCACCAGACGGACGUGAUGCACCAAAAUAUUUACGACUACAUCCACGUGGACGACCGCCAGGACUUCUGCCGGCAGCUGCACUGGGCCAUGGACCCUCCCCAGGCUGGGUGUGGGCAGAACCUGCUCUCAGAGACAGGAGAGGACGCCGUCCUGGGGAGGCUGCUCCGGGCCCAGGAGGGGGCCGCGGGCUGGCCCACCGAGUACUCGGCCUUCCUGACGCGAUGCUUCAUUUGCCGCGUGCGCUGCUUGCUGGACAGCACCUCGGGCUUCCUGACGAUGCAGUUUCAAGGGAAACUAAAAUUCCUGUUCGGGCAGAAGAGGAGGGCCCCGUCGGGCGCCGCCCUGCCCCCUCGGCUCUCCCUGUUCUGCGUCGUGGCGCCCCUGCCUACUGCGGUGAAGAUGCAGAGCGUGUGUCUGAGGGCGAAGCACAGGGUAGACGUCUCGGCCACGCCGGACACAAAAGCAAAAGCUGCCGCAAGUCUCUGUGAACCAGAAUUGCACGGAAAACCCAAUUACUUAGCAGGGAGGAGCAACGGAGAAAAUGGCCUGUCCGUGUUCAGGAUGCCCGCGGACGCCUGCCACUGGGGCCGGCUUGCAACCCGGGCCCCCUGCCUGUGCCUCCGGGGCGGCCACGACCUCCUCCUCCAGCCCGAGGGGGCCGCAGGGGAUGGGCGAGGGGAGGAACUAGGGGGGGUGCCGAGGGGCCCCUCCUGCCCAAGGGAGCGGAGGGACGUCCUCCCGUACAGCUGCCACCUGGAGACACAGGGACCCUCGAAGCACCUGAACUGGACGCCGGGGAGACACGGUCAGGACGGCGGCACCAAGCUGAAGCUGGAGCCCGGCAAGGGCGACCCGUUCCCCGCCGCGCCGGCCCGAGGCGCCUGCCUGCCCUACCCGGGCACACAGGGCACUGUCCACGCCGUCAGGAGUUCACCUGGCUCUCACCAGCCAAAGCCUCCCCCCGGGGCCUGCGCCGGCCGGACCAGCAGAGCCUUGCGGGAUGGCCCCCAGGGCCAGGCUCCCCCUCCCACCAGCUGCCCCUUCCCUCAGGGGAGCCUGGAGGACGGGCUUCCUCGGCCGGGAGGGCAGCGUCUCCCCGCGGGGUGCUAUCCCACCGAGGACAAGCUUCGAGGCGUCCCAAUGCCCCCGGGAGCCCCGUGUAACCCCAUAUUGUCGCUCGAUGUGCCCAUCAAGAUGGAGAGCGAAUCCGGGUCCGAGGAUGCGGCAGACGGCUACUCUGUGUCCCCGAGCCAGGCGUGGCUGGGGGCCAGCGACGUGGCCAAGAGACAGCUGGUCACUUUCCCUACCAGGAUGCACCUGAAGAUGGAGCUGGACUCCAGGCACCCCCUCUACAGCCCGCCCCUGGGGCCCGGCCUGCUGGGGGCCCACCCCAGGCCCGGCAGGGAGCUGGCCCCGUUGCACCCCGCACACUGCGCCUGCCUGGAGCCUCCGCCCCGCCUCUGUGCUGGGGGCCACCAGCCCCCCAGCCUGGGCUGUGACUGCCAUGCUCCCGGGCCUGCGCCCGUGGUCAAGCUUGAGCCCCUGGACUCGCCCCCGUGGGCCGCUCACAGCCAGGGCGGGGCGCCCGGGAUACUCCCCAGGAGCGCCUUGGCGACACGGAUGCCACCCAGAGACCCCGAGUGCACAUUCCUGCCGUAGAGCAGGCGUCCGUCAAGGCUGACGUCCGUCCCUCGGCCGGCCGGCAUAGCAGUGCAGGGGCAGAGACUUUCCUGAGGGAGGCGCGUGCAAUAGCAAAUCCUGUAUCUCGUCAAACGCCACUGAAGUGCUUAAAUGCAGAGUGGUCUUAAGUCUGCUCAAGUGUGACAGUAUUGCCCUCUAAGGGGACACGGUUUCUCAGAAAAAGGCCGGAGCGAGCUGGGCCGCCUGGCGGGGCAGCACUCGGUGCUCUGAGAGGUGCAGCAAGUGAGGGCAGGCGACCGGCGACCUGGCCCGACCGCAGUGUCCAGCGCCCACCCCCAUUCCCGGCUUCCCCGACGCCGCCUCCGGCGAGUGGACCUCGGGGAGCAGCCUCACCCUGGGGGUCCCACUGCCGAGACAGCAAGUUGGGAAUCAAGCUUAUUGAGCGGCAGGUGACCACUUGCCCAUUCCUGGGAGGAGUCCAGAAGUUCCAGGUGGAAGAGGCUGUCAGCACCGGGCCGGCACUUCACCACGACGACGUGCAGCGUGUGCCUGAGGCGCUGGCGCAGGCUGAGGCCGGCCCGCGGGAGGAUUGGCCGCAUCCCACCCUGUUCCUCCUUCCGCGAGCGUCUCUGGUGUGGUCAGGGGGCCCUGAAGGUGGUUCAUGCUCAUCUGCCUCUCACCGCAUCAUGCAACCUAGCUUACAGGGUCUGGAUUUGGAAGUCUAGAGAAGUACAAGACGUAGGGAGAGGAACGAGUUAGUCCAGUUGUCCGGCUGUCUUGCUGACUCUCUACAGGUUUUUAAAUGAGACGCCAAUCAUCAUCCCAGGAGGAACUAUUAGAGACAAGACAGACAGGUAAUGCUUUAUAAAAACGAAAAAAUUGUGGGGACUUCCCUGGCGGUCCAGUGGUUAAGACUCCGUGCUUCAAAUGCAGGGGGCGCAGGUUCGAUCCCUGGUUGGGGAACUGAGAUCCUACAUGCUGUGCGGUGCAGCCAAAAAAAGAAAAAAGAAAAAGAAAAAAUUGUGAAAGUAAUACAUUCUGAACGCAGGAAAUUAGGAUGCAAAAGAAUAAAUCGGAAAGUGCGGGUCACCUGCAAUCACCAGGGGUGGCUCGGGGCUCAGGGCGAAGUUCACCGCGCCUUCCGGGGUGACCCCACGCCACGGGUGCAGUUAGUGCAGGACACGACACCAGGGGACAAAAUCACCACCGAGCAGGAGGAAGCUGGUGGGAGAUCCCCCUGUGCUGGGGUUGGAGACCCUCCUUACGGAUGUGGUCAUCCGUCCCGGGAGUCCCGGGAGGUGCAGGGGCCCCUUGCAGCCCCGCCACGUUCAGCGGGGGGUCUUUCUGUCCGGCAUCUGUGGCUUUGGGGUGUCAGUGUUCAGCUCCUGAGUUAAUGCUGAAGCUGUCUGCUAAAUGCAUCGUCACCUUGUCAGACUCAGGACUGGGCUGGCGGGACUGGGUCUUCUGGACCCUUAGGCAGCUGCCUGCUUCGUGGAGGGGCUUCCCCUGGGGGGCGUGGGGGGAGCUGAAGGUCCCUCCCUGGACUGACAGAGGUUACCCGUUGGAGCCCAGGUUUGGGAGUCACCAACUUGUGGCCUCCUGGGAUCCCCGAGCCCUGCCCAGCAGCCUGUUCAUCUCUGCCCAGCCCCCGGGGGCCUUGCAAAGGUGACAUCGGUGCUGUGCUGUCCCCCCCGCCCUCGCGAGAGUCUCCCCCUCCCCGUCACGAUGGCAGCCCAGCGCCCGUCAGGACCACCUGCUUCCCACCCUCGCUGCCCGCUGGCUCAGCAUCCCUCUCUACUUAGUUCUCAUGCUGAGCCCAGCACACCUGAUAGAUUUCAUCCCGAAGACAAGGGGUGGAAUUUCAGAAACUUCCUCCUUCCUUUCUAUUCAAGCCAAGUGCCCAGCUCCUCGCGGACAGCCCUGCACCGUCUCUCAAAAGUAACUGGCAGCCUCUCUGGAGCUCCGUCUGUGCAAUGUCACCCUCAGCACAGGGGUGGGUGCUGGGAUGCACCGGGGCACCCCUCAGCGUGACGCCUGCCCUUCCCGUCUCAGGGUACAGCAGACAGGUGCGCUGCAUGCGCGUAACACGUAAGCGGGAAAACCCUGGGCCGAAAAGAUGGAAUUGAGAGACACCAUUGCAUGUUUGCACACUGUAGCCAGAUCCCAGUGUAACCAAAGAAGAGCUGCAGGCUGAAGGACAUUCAGCUGUCCCCGCCCAUGAGGGCCACGGUGCCCAAACGUUUCAGAUGCACCCACUCUCCCAGGACCAAGUGCACCAAAUUGGUCACGGUGGGUGGGCGGACAAGUCGUGCGUUGCGAUGCAGAAUUCAGCAUCUGGACAUCAGCGCUGCAGGUCUUGCGUUCUGGAGAGGCCAUCAUGCUUGGCGCCCAGGUCCUGACAUGCUAGGUCGGUGGGAACAAAACGUCCCUCAGUCAGCACCUUUGUUAUUUCCCAGCCAUGCCCCUGCUGAAAAACCGUGUGGGGAAGGUGAGGAUGGAAUGUAGAAGGUCAGAUGUGGCCAUUCCUGCUUUAAAAUGUCAUUACCAGUGCUAAUUACGGGCUUGUAUUUUCUGUUGUCUGUAGCUUUUGUCUAUAUAGCUGAAAAAAUAUUAAAAUCAAAUAUGAUGUAGGAAUGGGGUGGAAGGGAGGAAAUAAACACAAAUUAUAUUUUAUAUUUUUGCAGUUUCUACUGGAUGAAAAAAGUUUUCAAUAUCUAGACUGACUUGUUGAAUUUUUAAAAAUGGAUACACUAUAAUAUAACUUUUUGUACUGUUUUC
Balaenoptera ricei (Rice's whale) is the source of this 4913-nucleotide messenger RNA. RefSeq names its product aryl hydrocarbon receptor repressor (gene AHRR). Gene Ontology annotation, cellular component: cytoplasm; aryl hydrocarbon receptor complex; transcription regulator complex. Lineage: Eukaryota; Metazoa; Chordata; Mammalia; Artiodactyla; Balaenopteridae. The coding region runs from base 75 to 2153 and encodes 692 amino acids. Gene Ontology annotation, molecular function: transcription cis-regulatory region binding; protein dimerization activity; nuclear receptor activity. Gene Ontology annotation, biological process: regulation of transcription by RNA polymerase II. The record is from RefSeq and is a predicted model, not a curated record. The transcript is spliced from 11 exons.